AUGGAAGAUAAGGAGCCAGAAGACAUACUCCAAACUGAUCUCCAAUUUGAGAUCGAUCUUGAAUAUUUGUUAAAUAGAUUAGAUGCAUCUAAAUCAGACAUAUCCGCAGGGAUUGAUUGCAAUGUUAUAUGUGAAGAUAACUCAAAAAGACGAAAAAAGAAGACACGGAAGCUCAAAAGCAGGCAAAUGACGGAUCUCAUAGCAGAAGUUAUAGGGGAUUUGGAUGAUAUAUGCCUCUCUAGUGGUGAGGAUGAAUCUCUUGAAAGUGGUUACUCUACUUCAACUGGGAACAGUUCAAUGCUCGAUUCAAGUCAAGAACACAAGUCGUCGACAGAUAGCAUUGCACGGGAACAUAGAGAGAGUGCUACGAAGAAGAGCUCUAGGCUGAACAAAAGAUCAAAAACAAAAAAGGAAACAAAUAACUCAGAGGCAAGUACUCACGCUUAUGGAAAAGAGAAAGGUCAACAAAACACUGGGAGCGAUCCAGGCGUUACAAGUUCGCAUAACAUAGCUGAGAGAACAUCUAGUGAGGUUGCUAUAGCGAAGAGAAAGAAGCUGAACGUCAAACGGUUAGAGCGAAGACGGAAGGCUGCACAUUUGAAAAAGUCAAAUAGAAUAGAGGAGAGCAACAAUUCCCCAGGCAUUCACCCAGAAGUCAAGAGAGAAUUUAGUGAUUCAAGCAACUUGGAGCCAAAUAGUGAAACGGCAACUUUACUAAUUAAGAAAGGCUCGAAAGGAACCGUUUACAAGGGCAAGAAAUCCAGACAAGCUGAGAAACUGUAUAUGAAGAGACUUGAUGUCGACUCUCCGAAAGAGUAUUCUAAUGUCAUCAAGUAA
Priceomyces carsonii is the source of this 837-nucleotide messenger RNA. It is a transcript of the gene PGA55, whose product is annotated as Pga55p. The coding region runs from base 1 to 837 and encodes 278 amino acids. The record is from RefSeq and is a predicted model, not a curated record. The transcript has a single exon. NCBI's taxonomy places the organism in Eukaryota, Fungi, Ascomycota, Pichiomycetes, Serinales, Debaryomycetaceae.